ACGCGCGCGGCCGGUUCUGGUACAGGGUUGUGCAGUGCUCAGCUGACCGGCAGCUGUGGUGGCACGGUGCACGGCUUACGGCGUUGGGGCAGGUUGCAGCAGCUCUUGGCACGCCGCCCGCUGCGUGAUUAACUGAGUGUGACAAUGAAUGAGAAGGACGAUGCUGCUACCUUGCCUCAUCCAAGAAGUUCUGCAAGCCCGCUGUCAGCCAUCACAUUCUGGUGGACUCUACCAAUUUUCAAAACUGGCUUAAAGAGGGACUUCGAAGUAGAAGAUUUGUAUGCGCCCCUGAAAGAGCACAAGUCAUCCUCACUGGGAGAAAGAUUUGAAAGGCUGUGGAAACAAGAAUGCAAAAAAUCAGCAAAAAAUGAAAAGGACCCCAGCUAUGUACGUGUUAUGCUCAGUGCAUAUGGUUGGAGAUACAUGAUGUAUGGAGUAAUCCGAGCAACUCUUGAACUAUUUGUCCGGGUGGCACAGCCACUCUUUCUUGGUCUUCUGUUGCAGUAUUUCACUCCGGGAAGUCAGAUACCAAUAUCUGAUGCUUACUUGUAUGCAACAGCAGUGAUAAUGUGCUCCUUGGUGACUGCUUUGGUACUACAUCCAUAUAUGAUGGCAAUGUUCCAUUUAGGCCUAAAGAUGAGGGUUGCGAGUUGUUCACUUAUUUACAGAAAGGCACUGAGGCUUAGUAAGACAGCACUGGCACAAACAACUGUGGGACAAGUGGUCAAUCUGAUGGCUAAUGAUGUGCACAGAUUUGAUUUUAUGUUCAUCUUCGGUCACUAUCUGUGGCUUGGGCCUCUAGAAACAGCUGUUGUAACAUAUUUCAUAUGGACUAGAAUUGGUAUUGCUGCCUUUGGUGGUAUUCUUUGCAUGUUGCUAUUCAUUCCCUUUCAAGGGUAUCUUGGAAGAUUGACAUCAAAAUUUCGAUACAAAACAGCUCUUCGCACAGAUGAUAGAGUCCGCAUCAUGAAUGAGAUAAUUUCUGGAAUUCAGGUUAUCAAGAUGUAUGCAUGGGAAAAGUCUUUCACAAAUUUAGUUGCUGCUGCACGCAGGAAAGAAAUGAAUGCUAUAAAAUCUAUGCAGUACAUUCGAGCUAUUACAUUCUCAAUGGGUGUUUUUAUUACUAGACUAUCUACAUUUGUGAGCAUUGUAAUAUAUGUAAUGAUGGGAGAAGAUGUGACAGCGGAAAAGGUUUUUGUUGUAGCAGCAUAUUACAACCUCAUGAAACACACGAUGAGUGAAUCUUUCCCUAAAGCAAUCACUGCUGUAGCUGAGGGUCUGAUUUCUGGCAGACGUAUUGAGAAAUUCCUCAGAUAUGAGGAAAUAAAGACUGUGAACAUGGGUGCUGUUCAUGAAAAUGGCAUUAUCCUUCUGAAGGAUGAAAAGGAACAAAUUCAGAAAGAAAAUCCAGUUGUUAAAUUAGAAGAUGCAACUGCAAAAUGGCAGGAUGAUGCACCAGACAAUACUUUGAAGAAUGUGUCUCUAGAAGUUGUCCCAGGAAAGCUGCUUGCUGUUAUUGGGCCUGUGGGUGCAGGGAAGUCAUCUUUAUUACAAACCAUUCUUGGUGAGCUGCCACUGACCUCAGGAAGAUUGAUUGUAAGAGGGAAAACAUCAUACGCAUCACAGGAACCUUGGUUAUUUGCGGGAUCUCUGCGUCAGAACAUACUGUUUGGUGAACCAUAUGACAGAGUGUGGUAUAAGCGUGUAAUAAAAGCUUGUGCAUUGGAAGAAGACUUUGCCUCAUUUCCACAUAGUGAUAAGACACUUGUUGGAGAUAGAGGAAUCAUGUUAAGUGGAGGACAAAAAGCCCGUGUCAAUCUUGCCAGGGCAGUAUAUCGGAGGGCAGACAUUUACCUUCUUGACGAUCCGCUUUCGGCAGUUGAUCCCCACGUAGCAAGACAUCUGUUUGAUGAGUGUAUUGUAGGGCUGCUUAGAAAUAGCAUAUGUGUUCUGGUCACUCAUCAAAUCCAGUUUCUUCAUCAUGUUGAUGAAAUAGUUAUUCUUAAUGAGGGUGUAGUUGAAGCAAAAGGCAGUUACUCUGAGCUUCAGCGGUCUGGUCUAGACUUUGCUAAACUUAUGAAUUCUGACGAGGGAAUUGCAGGCACUGCAGGAGAUGGUGACUCUGAGGAAGCUGUAGAGAAAUCAAAUCUCAUUGAGCGGACAGUAUCGGUAGAAGAAAACUCAGCACCACGGCAAGAAGCAGAACUGAGAACAUCUGGUGGUGUCAAGAAAGCUGUUUACUAUGCAUAUUUUUCUUAUGGUGGCAACUAUUGCCUGCAGUUAUUCGUGGCCAUUGUAUUUAUCCUAACACCUGUCUCUGUCCUGGGUGGUGAUUACUGGCUAUCUUACUGGGCCAAUUCAGAGGAAGUGCUACAAAGCCUAUCCCAGGAAAAUAAAACUAGUUUGGCUUUGUAUAAUGAGACGGAGCCAGACCUUUCACAGCAUGGCUGGCUACCAAGCAGAGACACAAGUGUGUACAUAUAUAGUGCAAUAAUAGGUGCUACAAUUCUGAUAACAAUACUUCGUUCUAUAUCAUUUUUUAUUCUUUGCAUACGUGCAUCCAUGAGGCUUCACAAUCAAAUGUUUAUUGGAGUUACACGAGCAACUAUGCAUUUCUUCAACAAUAAUCCAUCAGGUCGAAUACUCAACAGGUUUUCGAAGGACAUAGGGAAUGUAGAUGAAGUUCUUCCUAUUACAAUUGUGGACUGUUUUCAGAUAAUCCUCACACUUGUAGGGACAAUCAUCAUAGUAGCUGUUGUUAAUUAUUGGACACUGAUACCAACUAUAGUGCUGGCUGGUGUCUUCUGGUUGAUUCGGACAAUAUUCCUCAGUGCAUCACGCAGCCUGAAGCGUCUAGAAUCAAUAACUCGCAGUCCAGUUUUUUCUCAUACCAAUGCAUCACUGCAAGGUCUAUCCACUAUACGUGCAUUUCGUGCACAGCAAAUGCUCGAAACAGAAUUUGAUCGUACUCAGGAUAUAAAUUCUUCUGCUUUCUACGUAUUUAUGGCUAUCAGUAGAGCAUUUGGUCUAUGGUUGGAUUUGGUUUGUGUUGCUUAUCUUGCUGUUGUUGCUUACAGCUUUCUAAUUCUGGGACAAGAUGUGUUUGGAGGGAGUGUGGGUUUGGCAAUCACACAGUCUCUCAAUUUGAUGGGCAUGUUCCAAUGGGGUAUCCGUCAAUCAGCUGAACUCAUAAACCAGAUGACUGGUGUAGAACGUGUUCUAGAAUUUGCCGAUUUAAAGCCUGAACCAUCACUAGAAUCAUCUGAUGGUAAAAAACCACCACCCAACUGGCCAUCAGCAGGACAGAUAAAAUUUAAACAUGUGUUCCUGAAGUAUAAUGAAAAUGAACCACCUGUGCUGAAAAAUUUAAAUUUUACUGUAAUGCCACGAGAAAAGGUUGGCAUAGUUGGUCGAACAGGAGCAGGCAAAUCAUCUCUCAUGGCUGCACUCUUUAGACUAGCAAACAUUGAAGGAGAAAUUUUAAUAGAUAACAUAGACACAAGCACUAUAGGCCUGCACGAUUUCCGUCCUAAGAUAUCGAUAAUUCCUCAAGAGCCAGUGCUCUUUUCUGGAUCUCUUCGUAAGAACCUGGAUCCAUUUGAUGAGUUCCCAGAUUCUGAAUUGUGGCUUGCACUGGAAGCAGUAGAGCUGAAAGAUGUAGUGAACGAAACACCAGCAGGCCUUAAUUAUCUAAUAACUGAGGCUGGAUCAAAUUUCAGUGUUGGACAGAGGCAGCUGAUAUGCUUAGCCAGAGCAGUUAUUCGCAAAAAUAAAAUACUUGUUCUUGAUGAAGCUACAGCUAAUGUGGAUCCUGUGACUGAUGCACUUAUCCAGCAGACAGUUCGUCAGAGGUUUAGUGAUUGCACUGUUCUUACAAUCGCUCAUAGACUACAUACCAUUAUGGAUAGUGAUAAGGUCCUAGUUAUGGAUGGUGGCAAUCUCAAGGAAUUUGACCAUCCACACAUACUACUCAGUGACAACAACAGUAUAUUUUGCAGUAUGGUUGAACAGACUGGAAAGGCAGCAGCAGAAGAACUGAGAGCAAUAGCAGAAGAAUCUUACAGAAGUAGAACACACAAAAAGUCAUCUUGAGGAUAAAAAAAGACAAGAAGUCAGAGGAAAAAUACAGAUGACGGUGAUGAUUUCAAAGUGCUAAAUCGUGCCACUGUAAUGUUUCCAGCUGCAGUGCAUGGCAGGGCAGGACAGAGAAGGCAACAGUCAAAGAAAUCAGCACAAGAAAAGGCAGUGAACCAUCAUUCACUUUCUCAUUUCGUGUAUCAUCUCAUACUAUUUAUUUUAUUCCAUAUAUUCUUUUAAUGCAUUGUCAUGUUUUAUAUGUAGUCAGUUGAAUGUUUGUAUUUGUGUGAAAUAAGUCGUGCAUGAAGACGAAGCAGAUGAAAAUGUUAUAUCUAAAGCUAUAUUUUAAUUGCAAGACACCAUUUACAGAGUGACGACUUGGUGCUAAAUGCUGUAAAGGAAAAAAUGUAUACUUCCUGAGACAUCCAGAGAACCUUUUUUUAACUAAAUGAUUACUUUGUGAAAAUAAUAAAACAUAAAAUGUGAAACUUA
This is a messenger RNA of Schistocerca nitens (vagrant locust), 4569 nucleotides long. RefSeq names its product probable multidrug resistance-associated protein lethal(2)03659. The record is from RefSeq and is a predicted model, not a curated record. Gene Ontology annotation, cellular component: membrane. Gene Ontology annotation, biological process: transmembrane transport. The transcript is spliced from 26 exons. NCBI's taxonomy places the organism in Eukaryota, Metazoa, Arthropoda, Insecta, Orthoptera, Acrididae. Gene Ontology annotation, molecular function: ABC-type transporter activity; ATP hydrolysis activity; ATP binding. Bases 145 to 4092 code for a protein of 1315 amino acids.